Lotus japonicus is the source of this 969-nucleotide messenger RNA. RefSeq names its product probable aquaporin TIP2-2. The record is from RefSeq and is a predicted model, not a curated record. The coding region runs from base 61 to 810 and encodes 249 amino acids. Gene Ontology annotation, molecular function: water channel activity. Gene Ontology annotation, biological process: transmembrane transport; water transport. The transcript has 3 exons. Gene Ontology annotation, cellular component: plant-type vacuole membrane. NCBI's taxonomy places the organism in Eukaryota, Viridiplantae, Streptophyta, Magnoliopsida, Fabales, Fabaceae.
UGAUGUAAAGCAUUCACUAAUAGCUUUAGCUCCUCUGUUUUGAAUUGGCGUUUGUCAAAAAUGGCGAAGAUAGCUUUGGGUAGAUUUGAUGACUCAUUUAGCAUUACCUCCCUUAAGGCUUAUCUAGCAGAGUUCAUUGCCACUUUCCUUUUCAUCUUCGCUGGUGUUGGAUCAGCCAUCGCUUACAAUGAGCUUACAUCAGACGCACCAUUGGAUCCAACGGGUCUGGUUGCAGUAGCUUUGGCCCAUACAUUUGCUGUGUUUGUAUGCGUGUCCAUCGCAUGGAACAUCUCAGGUGGCCAUUUGAACCCAGCUGUCACACUUGGAUUGGCUGUUGGAGGCAACAUCACUCUCCUCACCGGUUUUUUCUACUGGAUUGCCCAAGUGCUUGGCUCCAUCGUCGCAUGCCUCCUCGUCAGUUUUGUCACCUCCAAGAGCACUCCAACUCAUGGAUUGGCUGCUGGAGUGAGCCCUAUUGGAGGUGUGGUCAUCGAGAUUGUUGCAACUUUUGCAUUGCUUUACACUGUUUAUGCCACCGCAGUUGACCCUAGAAAGGGUUCAUUGCGUACCAUUGCACCUAUUGCUAUUGGGUUGAUCGUGGGUGCUAACAUCUUAGCCUUCGGUCCAUUCAGUGGCGCCUCGAUGAACCCGGCCCGCUCAUUUGGUCCAGCUGUGGUUAGUGGAAACUAUGCUGAUAACUGGAUCUACUGGGUUGGACCAUUGACUGGAGGAGCUUUGGGUGGGCUUAUCUACGGUGGUGCUUUCCUUUGUCCAUAUAAUUCUGUCUCCGCCACGGAAACCCAUCCUUAAAUGAAAUUGUUCUUGCCAUGAAUUGUUCAUCGUUUGCUGCCUUAAACAUCUUGGCUUUUUUUCCUGGUUUUAAAAAAGUGUAUCUUUAAUUAUCUGUAAGUAUCCGUUGCUUGUAAUAAAUUUCUAAAUAAUUUAUACAUGUCAUGAAGCGUUUUGAUU